AUGUUCAACAGCCCGGCCAAAUAUAUAGUAGGGUCACGUGAGAGCCCUCCGCCCGACCCCAGUGGCCAGCGAGAACCCAAUUUCUUUUCCUGCCCCUUACGGGAAGGUGAUGUCAUCAGAGGCGAUGGCAAAGACUGUGACACAUACACUAUAAUGAAGGUGUUGGGCCAAGGGGCUUAUGGCCAGGUGUUUGUGGUUGGGUCAUCUCGUCACAGAAGGGCCUACUGUCUCAAGCGAGUACCCCUACGGGAGCUUAGCCAUAGGCAGCGAGAGCAGGUGAAACAAGAGGUCCAUCUUCUAGAGACCCUCAAGGGUCAUCCUAAUAUCGUCUGGUUUCACAAGGUAUGGUGUAUAUCAUUUACGCUCAGGUAUUGCUCUUCGGGAGACCUAGGAGCUCACAUAAAGUGCUUAUGGGAGGGUGGAACGCCUCCCAGAAGGUUAGAGGACUUAGCCAUUGAUUGGCUCAUUCAGAUGUGCCUCGCACUGCAAGCUUUGCAUUCGCGCCGGGUACUUCACCGCGAUAUGAAGACCGGGAAUGUUUUCCUCCUACGUCCAGCUAGUGUGGGAGAGGGUAGCCUGGUUCUCAAGCUCGGGGACUUCGGUGUGAGCAAGAUGCUGGAGGAUCAUCCGGCGAACCCGAUGCACUCUAAAGUGGCCUUGGCCUCUACCAUGAUAGGGACGCCGGUAUACAUGUCCCCUGAGAUGUACAGGGGGAAGCCCUAUGGCUUCGAGGCCGACAUUUGGGGGCUCGGCUGUGUGCUGUACGAAGUGUUGCAUGGCCGAUACGCCUUUGAAGCUGACAGUCUGCAAGGACUGGCAUUGAAGAUCAUGAAAGGCCGGCAUGGGCCUGUCACCUGCAACCCGAGGGGCGGCCGGCNNNNGUCUCUCUGGCUAUUUCGUUAUCGUUUAUCUAUCGCAUAA
This is a messenger RNA of Perkinsus marinus ATCC 50983, 921 nucleotides long. RefSeq names its product serine/threonine protein kinase 2, putative. Gene Ontology annotation, biological process: protein phosphorylation. The transcript is spliced from 7 exons. Lineage: Eukaryota; Perkinsozoa; Perkinsida; Perkinsidae. Gene Ontology annotation, molecular function: protein kinase activity; ATP binding. The coding region runs from base 1 to 921 and encodes 306 amino acids. The record is from RefSeq and is a predicted model, not a curated record.